This is a messenger RNA of Angiostrongylus costaricensis, 327 nucleotides long. The record is from the annotation of a GenBank genome assembly. Lineage: Eukaryota; Metazoa; Nematoda; Chromadorea; Rhabditida; Metastrongylidae.
AUGUCGAUGGAUGACGAAGCUGCUCAUGAACUAUUUCAAAUUUCAUGGGAAAAAUGUGAGGAUAUUCGAUGUUGUCGUUCGCUUCUGCAGGAAUGUUUAACCGUUCUCGCAGUAAGGCAAAAAUGUGAAGAAAUUCGAUGUGCUGGUUAUCUUGUGCUAGGAUACUUCAUCGAUCUAGAAAUUUGGGAGAAAUUUGAGGAAAUUAGAUGUUCCGGUUCACUUGUGCUAGAGUGCUUCAUCGUUCUAGAAAAGAGGGGAAAAUAUGAGGAAAUUCGAUGUUCUGCUUCGCUUGUGCUAGAAUGCUUCAUCCAUCUAGAAAGUAUAUAG